AUGGCAGACCGAAAACAAAGGCGGUGGUGGGAGCAAGGCAGGACUGCACUGGGAUUCUUGCUGCUGUGUUUCGUAAAGGAGCAGGUUUCGGCACAGAUUCGCUACACCGUUGCAGAGGAGGUAAAAGCGGGACACGUUAUUGGAAAUAUCGCUAAGGAUUUAGGUCUGGACUCGGGUAGUUUGGCUGAUAAAAAGCUGCGCCUCGUUUCUGGACACAAGGACCCGCUUUUCGAGGUAAAUGAGAACAAUGGUAUGUUGUUAGUCGCUAGACAACUAGACAGGGAGGAGCUGUGUGAAAGCAACGAAGCAUGCUUGAUCAAUUUAAAAAUAGUCGUGGACAACCCUCUUGAAAUACAUUAUGUUGCUGUUGAAGUGACUGAUAUAAAUGAUCAUUCACCAAGUUUCCAAGAUAAAGAAUUGCAUUUGGAAAUAGCCGAGAACACUCGAAAGGGCACACGCUUUGAGCUACAGAAUGCCCGUGAUCCAGACGUUGGUGUAAAUUCAAUACGUUCAUAUAAAUUACUCCAAACUGAGCAUUUUGACUUAGAAUUGCAGGACAGUGGAUAUGGGGAUAAAACUCCGUAUUUGGUACUGCAAAAGCCGCUAGAUAGAGAAAGCAUCCAACAACAUAGUUUUAAAUUGAUAGCAACCGAUGGCGGAAUUCCUCCAAGAUCCGGUACUCUGAACAUUACAGUUAAAGUGCUUGACAUAAAUGACAACCCCCCUGAAUGUAGUCAACGUGUGUACACUGUGAAUUUAGCAGAAAAUUCUCCAGUUGGAACUACCGUGAUGAAUCUUAACGCUACGGAUGCAGACGAGGGCAUUAACGGGGACAUUGAGUAUUCUUUCAGCAGAAACAUCAAAAAGAGGGUGAAUGACAUAUUUGCUUUAGACAGUACCACUGGUGAAAUCAAAGUUAAAGGUGAGAUAGACUUUGAAGAACACGACGUUUAUAGCUUAAUAAUACAGGCCAUUGAUAAAGGCCAACCCCCAAUGGCUGCUGACUGUCGAGUCAUGAUAAAGAUACAAGAUGUUAAUGACAAUAAACCAGAGAUAGACGUGACAUCCUUAUCUAAUGUAAUAUCUGAAGAUGUCAAACCCGGAACAGUGAUCUCACUUAUUAGUGUAAAGGAUAGGGACUCUGGUAUGAACGGUAAAGUUGUUUGUAGCCUCUCGGGUACUUUACCAUUUGAUUUAAAGCCGUCUAUUGAAGAAAACAUGUACUCGUUGGUGACUAAAUCCCAUUUAGACAGGGAGAACACAUCACAGUAUGACAUCACAAUACAAGCAACAGAUCUCGGAGUGCCGCCUAUGACUGCAUUUAAAAGUUUGGUGGUAGAAAUAGCCGAUGUAAAUGACAAUAGCCCUCAGUUCUCCCAAAAUCCCCUUGAACUGUAUCUGCUAGAAAAUAACGCACCAGGUGCAUCCAUAUUCUCUGUUAGCGCCUCAGACAACGAUUUGGAUAAAAAUGCUGCCAUCACGUAUCACAUUGCUAGAGGCGAUGGAAAUGACAUGGCAUCAUUCUUAAACGUGAACUCUGACACUGGAGUAAUUCAUGCGCUAAAAAGUUUCGACUUUGAAACCACAAAGGCGUUUAAAUUUCAAGUCGUGGCGAAUGACUCCGGGAGUCCGUCACUGAGCAGCAAUGUCACGGUAAACGUGUACAUUUUAGACCAAAACGACAAUGCUCCCGUCAUUUUGUAUCCCGUGAGUGCAAACGGCUCUUUUGAAGGCGUAGAAGAAGUUGCUCGUAAUGUGAAGGCAGGUCACUUGGUGACCAAAGUGAGAGCUUGCGACUCGGAUGUCGGAUACAACGGAUGGUUACUAUUUGCUCUCCAGGAAGUCUCUGACCAUACUUUAUUUAGUUUAGACCGUUAUACUGGACAAAUACGGACACUUCGUGCUUUCACAGAGACAGACGAAGCGGAACAAAAACUAGUUGUGCUGGUGAAAGACAAUGGCAAUGUUUCACAAUCUGCCACAGCCACCAUAGUCGUGAAAGUGGUGGAGCCAAAGGAAGCGUUUGCGUCGUCGGACGUUAAGACAACAGGAGAGGCAGAGGACAAUGACAUUACCUUUUACCUCAUAAUUACCUUGGGAUCCGUUUCGGUGCUGUUUAUUGUCAGCAUAAUUGUGUUGAUUGCAAUGCAAUGCUCCAAAAGCACAGACUCGUCCAAGUACCUGCAAGACACGAACUAUGAUGGAACUUUGUGUCACAGCAUCCAGUAUAGAUCUGGAGACAAGAGAUACAUGCUGGUUGGACCCAGAAUGAGUAUCGGUUCCACUAUAGUUCCUGGAAGCAAUGCGAAUACUCUGGUUGUACCUGAUCGCAGGAGUAGAGCAUCUUGUGAGGUGGUGUCAGUGUUGUACUAG
This is a messenger RNA of Engraulis encrasicolus (European anchovy), 2373 nucleotides long. RefSeq names its product protocadherin gamma-A5-like. Lineage: Eukaryota; Metazoa; Chordata; Actinopteri; Clupeiformes; Engraulidae. Gene Ontology annotation, biological process: homophilic cell-cell adhesion. The transcript has 2 exons. The coding region runs from base 1 to 2373 and encodes 790 amino acids. Gene Ontology annotation, molecular function: calcium ion binding. The record is from RefSeq and is a predicted model, not a curated record. Gene Ontology annotation, cellular component: plasma membrane.